AUGGUAAAAUGGAUUGUGAAGUUUAGAAAUGAAAGAUCACAUCUCUGGGCGAAAGUUGUAAUGGCAAUACAUAGUGGGGGACGCUCUUUUACGACCAUUCCAAUAAAAAACUCGAUAAGUGGUGUGUGGAAAAAUAUUGUGCAGCUAGGAAAGGGGUCGAGUCUCAAGCUUUCAGAUGUACAAAACAGGCUGGAAGUGAAAAUGGGUUGUGGGGAUAAGAUCUUCUUUUGGUUAGAUAAGUGGGUAGGCGACUACUCGCUAAAGGACCGAUUUCCCGAUCUUUUUGCUGUACAAACAGAUAAAUUCUGCUUGGUUCAGCAAAGAUACAGCCUUACAAACGGGGAAAUCGUAUGGAGUUGGGGCGGCGAGUCUCCAGCUACGCAUACAGACAUGGCUGAAACAUGGGCCGAGUGUGUAAAAUUGCUAGAAGGUGUAAAAAUAGAAAAGAAAUCAGACAUGUGGCUUUGGAAACAAGAGGAUAAACAAGAAGUAUUCAAAGUUAGUGACUUGCGGUCAGAAUUGGAUGGAAUGGAUCUGAUCCCGGAGACAUAG
Helianthus annuus (common sunflower) is the source of this 552-nucleotide messenger RNA. RefSeq lists its product as uncharacterized. NCBI's taxonomy places the organism in Eukaryota, Viridiplantae, Streptophyta, Magnoliopsida, Asterales, Asteraceae. The transcript has a single exon. The coding region runs from base 1 to 552 and encodes 183 amino acids. The record is from RefSeq and is a predicted model, not a curated record.